Molecule: messenger RNA, 294 nt
Organism: Chilo suppressalis (striped riceborer)
Lineage: Eukaryota; Metazoa; Arthropoda; Insecta; Lepidoptera; Crambidae
Source: the annotation of a GenBank genome assembly
AUGGCAAACGAAGCCGAGGAGACUGUUCGAAAGCUAGCAUCUCACAGGGGAGUGCAUGGAGUGAUAAUAGUAAAUGGGGAAGGUAUACCCAUCAAGACAACUUUGGACAAUCAUAUAUCAGUUCAGUACGCAGGAUUGAUGUCAGCACUGGUGGACAAAGCGAAGGCUGUCGUUCGAGAUUUGGAUCCCUCAAACGAUCUUACGUUCCUGAGGAUAAGAAGUAAGAAGAGCGAGGUUAUGGUCGCGCCGGAUAAGGACUUCAUAUUGAUCGUCGUCCAGCAUCCUGUCGAAUGA